CAAUGUUGGCUCUAAAUGAAGUAGAAAAUAGCCAUGUUUUUUUGUUGUUGUCUAGGACUCUCCCUGCACAUGUUAAUUUAACCGCCAUAAAACCAUGAGACCAAAUCAGAAAAGAGGAAGAACAGGGUGAAGCUUUUAAAGGUGGGAAAAUAAAUAAUGCCCAGAAAUGUACAUAAUUUCUUGUUCUAUUUAUCUAGACCUCGACUAAACUUAAAUUAAAUUCCAGACGUUUCCAAACUGAAUAGAAACUCUGACACAGUUAACUGGGUGUAGGACAGCCAGCCUACCUCAGUGAGAGUGGUUUAGCUCAGGAGGCAAAAACCUCAAAAGCCAAAUUAAAUAGUCAUAUGAGAGACUAUUGCUCUACCACUGACAGAUAGAGCAAGUUAUCUUUUUUAUUCAGCUUUAGUUGGUAAGCACAAUCUAAAUGAAGAAGAAAAUAUGGACACAUCUGACACUCCAUGGCAUUGGUAGGCAGAUUGUGGGAGGUGGCACAGAUUUGAGGUAAACUUUUAUCUAGUUUUUUAAGAGUUAUUGUUUGAUCAAUAUAGCAGUGUCUUCUUUUUGUUCUUCAGGAUGAUCCCAGUAAUCGUGUAAGGAGCGAGGAUAUAGAGAAAUUUUAUUUGAACGACAAAUCCUUUAUGGUUGUAGAUGCCGGCAGCUAUGUGAGCAAAAUAGAUUUUUCAGUGAUGUUACAGACGGACCUCACCACAGGGAAACAAAGAAGAAUCCAACGCAACUUUAAUCUUGAGAAUAGGUGUUCCUGUUUCUGUUCUCCACCUGUUUCCUGGGAACAUUUGGAUGCUACAGCUCCUUACCAGUUGAUUCCACUGGAUAAACGCACCCCAGAGUAUCAGGAUGUGGCUCAUUAUAUCACACAUAAUGGACUCCUGAAUAAGACCAUAGUAUCAAUAACAAGGAUACAAAACAUGGACCUCUGGGAAAUGUAUUGCAGAAAAACGAAACAACUAAUGAGGCUUCAGGGUACCAACAGCAUUCAAGAGAGAUGGCUUUUCCACGGCACUGACAGUGAAAAUAUUGCCAGCAUUUGCACAAAUAACUUUGAUUUAUGGUUGGCUGGACAACAUGGGAAACUUUAUGGCAAAGGGAUAUAUUUUACCACGUGUGCAUUCUAUGCAAACACAUACAGUAGCAUCAGGAGAGCUUCAACAAACGGUAAACUCACUAAAGUGAUCUUUCUUGCUCGGGUGAUGGUUGGGAAAUUGAAACUUGGAGAGUUUUAUUUCUCUAAACCAGAUCAUGGAAGCCUUUUCACGACAGCUGUGUGGAUGAUCUCGACGAUCCGAUGAUAUUCAUCACAUUUGAUCCAAAUCAGAUACUGUAUAUCCGGAAUAUCUUAUUGAGUAUGAACUUUAGUCUGUUGAGGAGAGUUUUUACAGGAAAAGCUCCACACAUUUCAUUAGAAGCCCAGAUUUAAUAAUAUACAGUGGAGACUGUUUGUUUUAUAACUACCGGUAAUUUAUUAGAUUUUUUUUUUUUGUAUUUUCUUUAGAAGUUUAUGAUUUUACAAAAUGUUACAAUCACAAAAUGAAGAUUUAGGUAUUCAAAAGAAAACUCUGUUGCCGAACCACAUCAACGCUUCUUCAUUCCUGUUUUAACCUCUUUUGGUCCAUUAAGGCCUCCUGCUUCUUGACUGCAUGAGUGGAAGAAACAUGCAGAUGCAUAUUUAUAUUAUAAGUCAUUAACAUAAAUUAUUAUCAAUCUUUUUUUCUGAAGUAUUAGGUAGGUCCUGGCCUCUACCAAAAUCCUAAAUAGAAGGAUUUUGCAGACGUUCUUGCAGAUUUUCUCGUACGGCUUUUGACAAUUCCACAAAAAAAAAUCUUAAGCUCCAACAUGCUGUACAGUCUUUUAAUGCAAAUUAUUAACAAAAGUAAACAUCUGCUUACCUUUUGCUUUUCUACUGCUGACAGUAGAAAAGCCAAUAAAGCCAAAAGUGGCUUUAUUGCCAAUAAACGCUCAAAAGGAGGGAAUGAGAGCCAAGCAGCAGAAAACAUUAAAGCUUAAACUUCCCCACAUUAGUUUAUAGCGGCAAUUACUCUGAGGAAUAAAAGGAUAUUCUGUAAAAAUCAAUCUUCAUAUACAGAGAGAGAUUUUUCAACAUAAAUGUGUGUUUGAUUAGAAAUAUUAUGGUAAUUGAAACCCUGAGGGGAAAAGGGAAUUGCAAUCUGAAAUGAUAUUUUUAAAAAGACUCUUAAUGUUACCACCCUGCUAGCUAAAAUGAUUAAAUAUUUCGAAAAUAGAGUUUGAUGUAAAUUCGUUUUUUUUGGAUUGAUACCGCAGAAUUUAAUGUAAAAAAAAGAGAUGUAAAAUAUAUCAAAUUAGAUGGACUUCAUAAAAACUGCCAGCAGAGUGCGCUGUUGUAUCAAGAAGGAGCUGUGCAUAAACGUAUGUCACCAAAUCAGCAAUCACAUUCACUUUUAUAAGCAAAUAUCUGAGAAACUAUGUAUGAGACUUUAUUUAUUUAUUCUUAUCAUAUGCCACAUGAAUUAAA
Molecule: messenger RNA, 2512 nt
Organism: Xiphophorus couchianus (Monterrey platyfish)
Lineage: Eukaryota; Metazoa; Chordata; Actinopteri; Cyprinodontiformes; Poeciliidae
Product: protein mono-ADP-ribosyltransferase PARP11-like
Exons: 6
Coding region: 642-1310 (222 amino acids)
Cellular component (GO): nucleus
Molecular function (GO): NAD+ poly-ADP-ribosyltransferase activity
Source: RefSeq, a predicted model, not a curated record